GCACAACUAUCCCUCACAUGGGUUCACCACCAGGGAGAUGAUGUUUGCCCCAUCCCUGGAACCACCAAGAUCGAAAACCUCAAUCAGAACAUUGGAGCUUAAUCAGUGAAACUCACUCCAGAAGAGAUGGCUGAGCUCGACGUCAUUGGCCAAUCAGAGUCUGUGAGAGGAGAAAGAUGCAUGGCCAAUGUGCCCACCUUCAGGAACUCUGACACUCCACCGUUGUCUUCCUGGAAAGCCGCUUAAAACCAGUUGAGAGUUUUACUUACAUGGCAAUGAAGUGGUGUAGCUUAUAUGUCCGCCAGCCCAAUACGAGAGUCACACAGAGAGAGAGAAACAGAGAAAGAAAGAGGUGUGAGCUAAAUCAAUGGCGGACUCUUGCGGAUUGAAGAGGAUGAAGCUGGGAAGCCAAGGCCUUGAAGUAUCGGCGCAAGGUCUUGGUUGCAUGAGCCUCUCCGCCUUCUACGGUGUUCCGAAGCCGGAAACUGAAGCCAUCGCUCUUCUCCACCACGCCAUUGACUCCGGCAUUACUUUCCUUGACACCUCCGACAUGUACGGCCCUCACACAAACGAGUUGCUCGUCGGAAAGGCUCUCAAGAACGGGAUGAGGGAGAAAGUGGAACUUGCGUCCAAAUUCGGAAUCAUUUAUACAGACGUGAAGUUGGAGAUAAAAGGAGAUCCUGCGUAUGUGAGAGCAUCUUGUGAAGCUAGUUUAAAGCGUCUAGAUGUGGAAUGCAUUGAUCUUUAUUACCAGCAUCGGAUUGAUACUUGUGUCCCUAUCGAAAUCACUAUGGGAGAACUCAAGAAGCUAGUUGAAGAGGGUAAAAUAAAGUACAUUGGUUUGUCUGAAGCCUCUGCUUCAACUAUCAGAAGAGCGCAUGCUGUUCACCCAAUAACUGCUGUGCAGCUAGAGUGGUCCUUGUGGGCGAGAGACGUGGAAGACGAUAUCGUCCCGACCUGCAGGGAACUUGGGAUCGGGAUUGUUGCCUACAGUCCUCUAGGAAAAGGUUUCUUCGCAUCUGGACCCAAGCUUGUUGAGAAUCUUAACAAUAAUGACUUCAGAAAGAGACUACCAAGGUUCCAACAAGAAAACUUAGACCACAACAAGAUUCUUUACGAGAAGGUUUGUGCAAUGUCUGAGAAGAAAGGAUGCACUCCCGCACAGCUAGCACUCGCAUGGGUUCACCACCAGGGAGAUGAUGUUUGCCCCAUCCCAGGAACCACCAGGAUCGAAAACUUUAACCAGAACAUUGGAGCUUUAUCAGUGAAACUCACUCCAGAAGAGAUGGCUGAGCUGGAGGCCAUUAGCCAACCAGAGUCUGUGAAAGGAGAAAGAUACAUGGCCAUGGUGCCCACCUACAAGAACUCCGACACUCCACCGUUGUCUUCAUGGAAAACCGCUUAAAAUCAGACUGAGAGUUUCUCUGGUUUUGGUUGCAUGACAUUGAUUGUAACGUAUGUCUUUGAGAUUUUGAUUCAUUCCCACGGAGACCUGAAUAUAAGUGUAAAAUGCCUUCAAGGAUAAUCUAUGUGUAUCAGUAA
This is a messenger RNA of Eutrema salsugineum, 1542 nucleotides long. RefSeq names its product probable aldo-keto reductase 3. The transcript has 6 exons. Bases 368 to 1405 code for a protein of 345 amino acids. The record is from RefSeq and is a predicted model, not a curated record. Gene Ontology annotation, cellular component: cytoplasm. NCBI's taxonomy places the organism in Eukaryota, Viridiplantae, Streptophyta, Magnoliopsida, Brassicales, Brassicaceae.